This is a messenger RNA of Ostrinia furnacalis (Asian corn borer), 4963 nucleotides long. Its product is annotated as protein kibra-like. The record is from RefSeq and is a predicted model, not a curated record. Gene Ontology annotation, cellular component: cytoplasm. Lineage: Eukaryota; Metazoa; Arthropoda; Insecta; Lepidoptera; Crambidae. Gene Ontology annotation, molecular function: kinase binding; molecular adaptor activity. Gene Ontology annotation, biological process: regulation of DNA-templated transcription; regulation of hippo signaling; cell migration.
GCGGAGAUUCGGUGAAUGAUUCGCGUGCAGAGGACACGGGACGAGGUCAUCGGGGUCCGUUACGGCGUCGCCCCGGCCGACACCUCGGCGGGCGCGUUCGAUUCGACGAACUUAUUACGACAGAUGGCCGGGCCGGGAGGCGGGAGCGGGCGCGGACCCCGGCCCUUCGGAGAGAUCGACCUCCGAAAUGCGCCCGAGAUUGCAUUCUUUCGGCGGUGCGGGCGCAUUCCAGCGCGCCAUCCGAGCUCCGCGCGCCCGCGCCAGUCGACGCGCGCCCUUUUGGGGGUUAAGAUGUGUCCGCUGCGGCGGGCGGUAACGAUGUGGUCCCAGCCGCCUCCCCCCGGGCCGAGCGACCCGCCGGCGUUCCGCGCGCGCGCAGCCUCCGCCGGCGCUCACACCUGGUGCCGCGGCUGCCUCGAGCCUCGCCAACUCGCCCGCAUGGUCCGCGAGCCACCCGAGUACGGCGUCCGAGUCGACAACACCUCCGCCCGCCCUCCCGGUCUCCAAGUCCGCGAUGAGCCUCAGUACCAAAACCUGGACGAGCUCCGCAAACGACCCGAGUACGCCAACCUGGACGAAAUCAGCCGCGAGUUCGGGUACCGCCUCUGCCCCGAAGGACAGAACCUGGAAGACGAGGCCAUAUACGAGAACAUUUUAUCAGUGCGUCAAAUACGUUCCGCGGAAGUGCGUCUAGUGCCGGUGUCUGAAGUGGCGUACUACGAAGGCCAAGGUUACGUGGCCACGCAGGUCCUCAGCCGCAACGGCACCUUCCCCCAGUGCCCGCCUCACACCUGGAGCCGGCUGCAGCACGCCUGCAAGCUCACGGGAUCCCUCCGAAUGUUCACUGCGAAGAAGGAGAUGUACGAUGUGAAGAAACAGAGGCUGUGUUUGGCUCAAGACGAGUACAAGCAUCUCAACAACGCUCUGUCAACUCUAGCUACCUCCAGAACCAGUUUGUGUUCAUCCACCACGUCAAUGACGACAACGUCAACGACGUCACGACACGACCCCGAGCUUCUCCGGUCCGAAGUGACUCAGGCGCGGGGUCGCGUCGCCCAACUGCGCAAGGAGUUGCGCCAAGCGAGAGCUGAGGUGGCCAGCGCUCGGAGAGGCGUCGACACGCUUGCUGAAGUGGAACAAAAACUAAAUUCCCAACAAGGCUGCUAUAAUAUCACCGAGGCUCAGGCUAUCAUGACUGAGCUGAAGAAUAUACAGAAGUCAUUGACGUCUGGGGAGAAAGAACGGGCUGAUCUUAUGCAGUCGUUAGCGAAACUAAAGGAUGAUUUGACGAGACUCCAAUUAGGAGACGCGUCUCCAGAUCUGUCAACGCUAAGUCUGCCCCAAGAAAAGUUGAGCACCGCCUCUCAAACGGACCUUUGCGCUGAUCUAGUUCCGAUCGGUACGAGAUUAGCAGAAAUGGCGAGAGUCCGGUUGCAGUACGAUGAAGCUAGGAAACGAAUACAGCAGAUCCAGCAACAAUUAGCAGACCUUGAAGACAAAGUGCAACCUGGUCAAGCGGAGUCUGAUAAAGACCGUCUGCUGCUGUUCCAAGAGAAGGAGCAGUUGUUAAGAGAACUGAGGAGUAUAACCCCGAGGACGAGGUCGAAGCAAGAGAUGAGCGAUAUCCAAUCGGAGUGCAAAAGGCUAGAGCAAGAUUUGAAGAAUGCGUUUGAGAUGUCCAAUAAGUGUAUAGCGGAUAGACUAAGGCUUCAUGAAGAGAAGCAGUUACUGCUGCAGCAAUUGAAAGACGCUUUGACGUCUAUGACGACGUUGGAAGGGCAGUUGAAGACGUUGUCAGCUAGUACUCUGUCAGUGUCGAGUAGUUCCAGCUUAGGAUCCUUGUCGACUGCGAGCAGUAAAGGAUCUUUGAGUUCUGGCAUUAGUUUCACGGAUAUUUACGGCGGGCCGCAGAUUGCGAGCUCGUUUCAAGCAGACAAACCUAUUGAUAUGGUGGAUCUACAUCGAAGAGUGGAAAGGCUACUGCGAGGUACCAGCUACAACGCUGAUAGCGUAACGCCUGGAGCAAGCAGUUCACCUUCCCAACCUUCGUUAUCGCCGAGAAGUAGUCUGUCUUCUGCCAGUCCACCACCACCCCCACCUUCUUAUAAUCAGGUGGAAAGGCAAAGACGACAGCAAAGAGAGCUUGAAGAGAAGUUAGCAGAGAUGAGGAUAGGUGUCGCCACGGGCAUCAACGAGGUCACUGGACUUGCUACAAUUCCAGUCCAACUGCAAGGCCCGGGGCGGCCCAGCGAGCCGUUGUCCCCCAUUUCAGAGACACCCCCACCACCGCUCUCGCCAAGAACUCCCUCAUCUAGUGGUACAAAUACUAGAUCAGUUUCGGCGGCAGUGAGCGACGAGUCGGUGGCGGGAGACUCCGGCGUGUUUGAAGCGGCGCAGGCGCAGAACGAUCCCUCCAACGCCGUGAACAGUGCGCAAAUUGAGAUCAAAUUGCGGUACUGUCCAGACGAGGGCGCGCUUGAGAUCGGGAUUCUGCGCGCGCGCAACUUACACGCGCUCUUCAUCGAUGUUGGGACGGAAGUAGCGGUCCGAGGAGCCCUAGUGAUAGGCGGGGGCUGCGGCAUCGCGUUCGGUAGCACGUCUCUGGCGUGGCGUGGCGCGACUCUGGCGUGGCGUCACAUACAGCGGGCGACUGUUGCGGGCGCGAGAGCUUUACGGGCUGCCACGUUGCAGGUCAACCUUACUAGCGGGACUGAGUGCUUGGGCUGCGCGCAAGUCAGCCUGGCUGACUACGACUCAGAGACAGUUCUGCAGAAGUGGUAUAACGUGCUGAGCUUCAGGUGUAUGAGGAGGGACGAGAGUUCUGAUGAGUCUACCGUCAUAUCCUCGCAGACUUCCACUCUCACGAGGAAUAGAGGUCCAGAGAGUAUGAUGAGCGCGGAAUGCAACGUGGACUGUGGGGACAACUCGGCGUCAGACGACGAGGAGUCCAGGGAACCGCUCAAUCAGAUAGUAGAAGAAGACUCAUUCGAGGACUACAUUCCUGAGGACAUAGCACUAGAGGAGGAGUUCCUGCAUCCAUCCACCGCUGAGAAGGAAACCAACACGGAAUGCAACUUCUGUCCCGAAGGCGCUCGGCAGCUGCAUAGGCGGAAAAGCCAACAAGUAAACGCCAAUCCCGAAGAGCCUCUAGCUACAAUAAAGAGAUCUCAAACGUUUUCGCCGCAACCGCAAAGCAUCGGCAAAGGACAGUACAUUUGCAGACUAAACCGCUCGGAAUCGGACUCGUCGAUGGCGCUAUACGCACGCCGCACGCUGCAGCCCCCGCCCACUGGCAUUCCCUUCGACCGGACGGUGCGCGAGCGACGCUCGCUCAGAUGGGGCCGCGUCUCAGGCGGCGCGGCGCGUCGCAGCCAGCGCGUGCGCACAGCAAGGACGUCUCUGGACUUGACUUUGGACCUGCGCGCGCAGAACGACCGUCUUAGCGACCUGCGCAACGAGAUCAGCCAUCUUGCGCUUUUGAAGAAGAGGUUGGAAGAAGCUUGCGCCCGCAGCGAUCCCUCAGUCGCCGCGUGGGCAGCUGAAGACGAGACUCUCCGACGCCUCCUGUCCGGGCCGCCGGAGCCCGGGGACCGCGCCGCGCGCCUGCUGCACCGCACCUGCCGCGAGAUCUACCGGCUGCGGCGCUCGCGCCAGGGCGGCAGGAAGCCCGACCUCGUCACCUUCAAAGAAAAGAUGGCGUUCUUCACUCGCACCAAAUCCACCAUCCCCAUUCUGCCCGGCGAAGGGGAGAACGUGUCCGAAGACGAAUGGGACGAUGAGCUGGAAGAAAGAAGAACGCCCGAUGGCCGCUCUUCCAAAACCUUCUAUGAGCUGCGCAGGGAUCGAGACGUCAAGAGCUCCGAACCAACCCCUCAGAACAACGAGGAAGCACCAGUUGCCGAGUGUAACAACGUUGCCGAGUGUAACAAUGUUGCCGAGUGUAACACCGUUGCCGAGUGUAACACAGUUGCGGAGUGUAACACAGUCGUCGAGUGCAAGAACCCUUGCCUCAAUGAGCCGUGCUACGAAAACCUACCCGCGAAAAUGGAAGCCGCGAAUGAAACGCAAGAAACCAAGACUGAAGAGGUGAGGUAUGAAUUUGUUGUUGACAGAGUUCUAGGUGUACAAGUUUGAAAGAUGAUUGGGUUACUUUUGAAUUGUUUUUAAUCAAAUUGGCUGGCCAAUUUUUUUACUCCGAUUACAUCGGUAUUUAAUAAUAGUUUAGUGUAAUAUUUUAACUCAUUUUAGAGAGUCGCUAAGUAAUAUAUUUCCGAAACUAUUUAUUUUAGUAAUAUUGGAAACGAUUCAAAAUAACUCAUAAGUAUGGCCUUGGUUAAAAUGGCACCAUAAAAUUUGCAAAUAAAUAUUUACUGUGAUUAUAAUGCCUAUUGAGAUUUCUGGAAUGAAGACUGAAGUUGAAAAAUAUAUGUUAUAUCCGCUAUGUAUUUGUUAUUGGUGAUGUAUUUAAUAUAUUGUAUCAGGACUCUGAGCGAAGUACGUAAUGUGCAAAAAGGAGUGCCAUAAGAGUUCAGGGAUUGAAAAACCUCAGAAAUUGGCUCAGAUUGAAAUAUUUUUGAAGUCAGUCCACUAGGCAACGGUGACAAGCAUCAAUGUGUGACAAAUCAUUGGCAACGUCGUGCAACGUUGCACGUAAUGUCACCAUGAUGUUGCUUGCCAAUUGUUGCAUUGUCUGUCACACAGCUUUAGUGUCCUCAAAACUAACUUACUGACUAUUUUAUAUUGUCAGACAAAACUUAUCAAUUCAAUCUACUUAAUAACAUAAAUACCAAUUUCUGAGCUAUCAUUUUAUAUCAUACAUCAGUUUUUGUAACCAUGUUAUAUUGUAUUGUACAAACGCAAAGUGCCUUAAAGUCGUAGGUGCCUUCAGAAUAGCAGCCUGCAUAGUGCCAUAGGUCGGCAAAUAUCAAGGAAAAUAUUUAGGUACAAAAUAGAUGUAUGGAGA